ACAAUAAAAACACAUAAUUUUAAUCCGCGUCGUCGUCGUCGUGGAAGCUGUCCUUAUUUCCGCGGCUUGCGUGCCAAUUCCCUACUCGGUUGUGGUCGAUUCCUCGAAACCGGCCGCGCUAUGACGUCCUCCCAGGACGCGUGCUACAUCUCGCUGCUGGGACUGGCCGAGUACUUCCGGACGUCGUCGCCGCCCAACAUCAAAAAGUGCAUCCAAUGUCUGCAGGCGUUGUUUACGUUCAAGCCACCGCUCAAGGUGGAAGCCCGGACGCAUCUGCAGCUGGGGCAGAUUCUGAUGGCGUAUACGAAGAAUACCGAGUUGGCGCGGAAUCACCUGGAGCAGGCGUGGAUGCUGUCGGAGAAUAUUAACAACUUUGACGAUGUCAAGUUUGACACGGCUAGUUUGUUGGCGCAAUUGUACCAGCAACAGGAGCAGAGUUCGCUGGCGAAGCCGGUUCUGCGGAAGGCGAUCGAGCUGUCCCAGCACAAUGUGUACUGGCACUGUAAGCUGCUGUUCCAGUUGGCGCAAACUCACGCGACGGACAAGGAGUACGCGCUGGCGUCGGAGCUGUUGGCGGUAGGGGUGGAAUCGACGGACGAGUCGAACGCGACGUAUUUGAAGUCGCUGUUUCUGCUGAGUCGUGCCAUGAUCAUGAUGAUCGAGCGGAAGAGCAGCGACGUGCUGGCGAUUUUGAAUCAGGCUGGGACUAUAAUUGAUAAUGCGAUUCAGAACAUUCACUUGAAGGAGUACCUUAAGGUGUUCUUCUUCGUGCUGCAGGUGUGUCACUAUCUGCAGCUGGGCCAGGUGAAAACGGUCAAGACGAGUCUGAAGCAGCUGCAGCAGAGCAUCCAAACGAUUAUGGCGCCGAACUGGCCCUCGGACGAGCAAAUCUUCGGCCAGAACAGUACGGAAAUGUUUAUGUGGCUGCCGAAGGAGCAGCUGUACGUGCUGGUGUAUUUGGUGACGGUGUCGCACUCAAUGAUGGCCGGAUACAUGGACAAGGCGCAAAAGUACACGGAGAAGGCGCUGACGCAGAUCGAGAAGUUAAAGUCCCAGGAGAACAAACCAAUCCUGGCGGUGUUCCAGAUCAUCCUGCUGGAGCACAUCAUCAUGUGCCGGCUGGUGAUGGGCAACAAGUCGCUCGCCAUCAAGGAGAUCGCCCUGGCCAAGGACGUGUGCCUAUCGUCGUCGCACAAGUUCCUGCUCAAGAAACAUUCCCCCCAGCUGCACUGUCUCCUAGGUCUGUACUCGAUGUCCGCCAGCCUGUUCGAUCACGCCGAACGGCAGUUCUACACCUGCAUCCAGGAGACGACCGAGCGGGACUUGAAGCUGUUUGCCAACCUGAACUUGGCGAUCGUGUAUCUGCGGAUGAAGCGCGAGCCGGAUCUGCGCGCAAUUCUCGACCAGGUCCAGCAGGAAAAUUCUCUCUGCUCCAACAGUCAAGCCCUGAUGGGAAGCUUCUACUACGUGCAAGGGUUGAACGCGUUCCACAAGAGUAGCUUCCACGAGGCAAAACGCUUCCUCCGCGAGACCCUCAAGAUGGCCAACGCGGAAGACCUGAACCGGCUGACGUCCUGCUCGCUCGUGCUGCUCAGCCACGUCUUCCUAAGCAUCGGCAACUCGAAGGAAAGCAUGAACAUGGUGACGCCGGCGAUGCAGCUCGCCUCCAAGAUCCCCGACAUCCACGUGCAGCUGUGGGGCAGUGCCAUACUGAAGGACCUUCACCGGAUGCUCAAGGAGCCCGCCCUCGAGCAGGAAGCGUACAACAACCAUCUGAACUUUUCCCAGAAUCUGAUCGCCGACCAGCUCAAGUGCACCAAAUUCCAGGAGCACACGCUCAUCAACUGGAUCCAGGGCGAUCCGCCGAUGCCGAUGCUGACGACGCAGGAGCCGAUGAUGGGCGAACCGUCGCAGGCGGCGGCAAUGCGCGUCGCGGCGGGAGCACCUGGCCAGCAGGUCAUUUUUCAGUAGAGCGUGUUUGUGUGUGCGUUUCUGUGUGUCUUUAUGAAAUCUUCUACAUAAUAAGAUCGUAAAGUGCG
This is a messenger RNA of Culex quinquefasciatus (southern house mosquito), 2039 nucleotides long. It is a transcript of the gene Mau2, whose product is annotated as MAU2 chromatid cohesion factor homolog. The transcript is spliced from 3 exons. Gene Ontology annotation, biological process: maintenance of mitotic sister chromatid cohesion; mitotic sister chromatid cohesion. Gene Ontology annotation, molecular function: double-stranded DNA binding; protein binding. Gene Ontology annotation, cellular component: SMC loading complex; chromatin. The record is from RefSeq and is a predicted model, not a curated record. NCBI's taxonomy places the organism in Eukaryota, Metazoa, Arthropoda, Insecta, Diptera, Culicidae. The coding region runs from base 121 to 1971 and encodes 616 amino acids.